Molecule: messenger RNA, 1229 nt
Organism: Drosophila suzukii
Lineage: Eukaryota; Metazoa; Arthropoda; Insecta; Diptera; Drosophilidae
Product: phosphatidate cytidylyltransferase, mitochondrial
Biological process (GO): cardiolipin biosynthetic process; CDP-diacylglycerol biosynthetic process
Cellular component (GO): mitochondrion
Molecular function (GO): phosphatidate cytidylyltransferase activity
Source: RefSeq, a predicted model, not a curated record
UAAAAAAGUAAUUAUUGAGCCUAAGUUAAGUCCGUUUUAGAGAUACCCCCAACCCCAAGAUGAUGGACUUGUACAGGCGCACGGUGGCGCGGUUUCCGCUGGGCAGCGUGAGCUAUAUGUUUGCCUACGGAUCCGGCGUUAAACAGCAGGAGGGCUAUGAAAAACUGGGCAAUGGAAAUGGCUAUCGUCCGGCGCCGGGAAGCGUUGUAGAUCUGGUCUUUUGCGUAAGGGAUGCUCAGGGAUUCCAUGCCGAGAACCUGCACCGGCAUCCUGAUCACUAUUCCGCUCUGAGGCUCCUGGGAGCGGGCUUUGUGGCCAAAUACCAGGAGCGCUUGGGUGCCGGCGUCUACUGCAACACUCUGGUGCCCCUGGCGGAUGUGGGUCUCACCAUAAAGUAUGGAGUGGUGUCGCAGGAACAGCUUCUGGAGGAUCUGCUGGACUGGCGGCAUCUCUAUCUGGCUGGCAGGCUGCACAAACCCGUGACGAAUCUGGUGAAUCCCUCAGAUAAUCCGCCCCUGAAGGCUGCGCUGGACAGGAAUCUUUUGUCCGCCCUGCAAGUGGCUCUGCUACUAUUACCCGAGAAGUUCACCGCCUACGGACUUUUCCACACCAUUGCUGCACUGAGCUACAAAGGGGAUUUCCGCAUGAUCUUCGGCGAAAACAAGCAGAAGGUGCACAACAUCGUUAACCCGCAAAUCAACGACUUCUUUGCCUUGUACCAACCGUCUUUGGGUCAACUCACCCAGUAUGUGGCUGUCAAUAUGAAGGGCCACGAGCCGGGAAGCCGCGAGCCAACCAUACUCUUCGAGCAGGACAAAUCCUCGUCGGCCACGUCCCAUCACCUGCGACAGUUGCCUUCUGAGCUCAAGAAUCGCCUGGAGCGGAAUGCCGCAUGUAAGGGUGAUUAUGCUGAGGUGGUGGACCACCUCUCCGUGGCCUCCCAGCUGCCCGAGGUGCUCCAGGCGUCCGUCAACGACAUUGUGUGGCGCAGCAGUGUCACGCAAUCGAUCAAAAACAUUGCCAGCGCAGGCGUUCUCAAAUCCCUGGUCUACAGCUACCGCAAGGCCCAGAAAACAUUCGCUGUCUAGGUUUCUUUUUGGGGUAAUCCCCUGGCUGCCAAUCUACCGACUAAGUUGCCCCUUCCAGCUGCAUUUCGUUACAUAAUUUUAAGCUUUAAAGUUGUUAACUGCAAUAUAUGUUUAGCCCAAGCCAAAGAACUGAGUUUUCUU